AUGCUGAGCCGCUGCUUGGCCGCGACGUUCUGUUCGAGCGACACGUCUGCCGUGGCGACGCUCCGGCGCUCGCUCCCCUCCAGCGACGGUCCCUCCAACAGCCACAGCAGUAGUAGCAGCAGCAGUAGCAGCAGCAGUAGCAGCAGCAGCAGUAACCGGUCGAGUACCCCCCAGCCGCAGAACCUGCUCGCGGGAGGGUACGCCCAGCGCCGUCCUCUGCCAAUCAAAUCGCCGCUUGCUGCGUUCAAGUCGCAGCUCGAAGGGACUCAGAAAGACUCGACUCCGACUCAGAUGUCGUCGGCCGAGGAGCACGAGUCGGUACAAAAACGAGACCGGGACGACGGCGACGGAGAGCAGUGUAGACGGGACGGGACGAUGGUGUUUGAGGUGGACCCCACAGCAGUGCAGCUCGGGCGAGAGAUUGGGAAAGGGGCGUUCUCGAUCGUCUACAUGGGCGAGUACCGUGGCCAGCACGUGGCCGUCAAGUGCCAGCCAAAAGACGCCGAAGGCGCCGUUCCUGUGUUUGUGAGGCGGGAAGUGGAGAUGCUGCGGCUGCUGCAUCAUCCGAGACUGUUGCAGUUUACAGGAGCAGCGGACCACGUCCGUGCCAAGCAAGUCUGGAUCUUGAGCGAGUACUUGAACAAUAGGGACGCGGAUUGGCUGCUCAAGGCCAUUCGGAGUGGCACGAGGAGCCACAUUGGCUGGCAGGCUAUGGUGCGGAUUGCACUGGAUGCGGCUCAGGGGAUGGAGUAUUUGCAGCAGCGACACUUUGUGCAUCGGGACAUCAAGUCGUCGAACAUCUUGCUGGACGAUCAGUACCGCGCGAAGCUCUGUGAUUUUGGCUUUGCGAUCGAAAUCAAGCCUGUGGAGGUUGUCGCCCAUGGAGAUGAUGUCGAUGUUGAUGUUGGUGGUGCUGGUAAAGAGCAUCGCAAUUUGUAUUGCGGGACGGAUGCGUACAUGGCGCCCGAGAUGUUUCUGAACGAAGACUAUGAUCAGAGCGUGGACAUUUUCAGCUUUGGUGUGGUGCUCAUGGAGAUGUCGUGCUGCCGUGUGGCCAACUCGGAUGGCUUCUUGAUGCGUCUUCCACAACACAAGUUCCAGGUGUCGUUAUCUGAGUUUCGUGCAGCUCUUCCAGCGUCGUGUCCCCCGGCGCUUGCAGCCCUCGCAGCGAAGUGUGUGUCGUUUGAACCAAGUGAGCGCCCUGACAUUAAGACUAUCGUGCGAACGCUCGACGGUGUGCUGCAAGACACAAGUAACAGGCCCCGAGACGUUGUGGAUCUGGUUCCCUUCACGCCAGAUGACCGUGAACCACAAAUUGAAGAGGACGAUGAUACUCACUUUGGUGAUGGCGACGAUGGCGAGAGUGAGGGCGAGUGUGAGUUUGAGGAUGACGAAGAGGAGGAGGAAGAAACUAACGAGGAAAAAGGUGACGACAGUAGCUACGAGUGGCAGGCAAACGCCCGUCCGAUCACAAGGAGCUUGGAGUUGGACGAAGACAGGAGCAGUGUGCGUUUGCCAGUGAUCGGCGAGCAGAUUUUGGACGGUAAGGGUGAGGAAUGCCAUAAGGCAGUCGAGUUCACCUCUCGAGGUUCUUAUCAUGAAGGAGUGAUGCUUAAGCGCAGCCGUCGCGGGAAACGUUCGUGGGUGGAGAAGUGGUUCAUCAUUGACCACGACCAGCUUCGCUACAUGGACAUUGCGCCGCGCAGGCAACAGCAGCACAGUCAAGAGGGACAUUUUCGGACAGUGCAACCCACUUCAUCGCUGUCGCUGUGUGGGUGCCGUAUCUGGAAAACGACGGAGAUGCCUGAACUGCAGUUCAAUGUGAUCGACAGCAACUGGAAGAUUAAACGCGAGCUCCAAGCGUUGUCAAGGCGUGAUCUCGACCUGUGGACGGAGCUUAUAAACCAAGCAAUCGACCAUGCCAACGACCUCCACGCGCGUGAGCACGACGGAGCAAAUGAUAGCACGACCGAAGCAAGCGCGAGUAGCAGCAGCCCAAGUCGUCCUAGUCGAAACAGGGCGCAUACGCUACAACUACCGACUCAAGGGCCGUCCAGGCGGUCGAGUGUAACAUCGGAUGCUACAGUUUUGCAGAAGAUAAGGCGCCGGAGCAGUGCUGCGAAAUUCGAAGUACCACCAGAAUUGCCUGAGACGGAAGAGGAUCGUUUAGACGAAGUCUAUGCUUGGCUCAAGCAGAUCGGCUUCCAGCGGUAUACGCGUAUGCUGAAAGCAAAGGGCUUCGAUUCGCUGGACUUCAUUCGCGAGACUGGUAUUGAAAUGGAAGAUUUAAAUUUUGUGGGCAUCAAGGAGCCCCUGGCUCGCAAAUCGAUUCGCUCGGCAGCUAGAAAACUGCGAGGCGAUGACGAUGAUGAUUGA
Molecule: messenger RNA, 2376 nt
Organism: Peronospora matthiolae
Lineage: Eukaryota; Oomycota; Peronosporomycetes; Peronosporales; Peronosporaceae
Source: the annotation of a GenBank genome assembly